UCGGAGGAGCCAUGAAUUACAAAGGUUGGAGCAGGUGAAAGGCAAAAGCAGGGGCAGGUCAAUAAAAAUGAGUCUACAAGGUCAAGAGAUGGAGGCCAGUCGUUCAGAGACAGAGAAUUUCUGCAGCCUGAAGGAUGAGGAAGAUGUGGUGUGGGAGAACGUGGAAUGUAACCGGCACGUUCUCAGCCGAUACAUUAAUCCAGCCAAGCUUACACCAUACCUUCGGCAGUGCAAAGUCAUUGACGAGCAGGAUGAAGAUGAGGUGCUCAAUUCACACAUGCUGCAGUCCAAAAUUAACAGAUCAAGCCGUCUUCUGGAUAUCCUCCAAACAAAGGGACAGAGAGGGUAUGUUGUUUUUUUGGAAAGUCUUGAGUUCUAUUAUCCCGAAUUAUACAAGCUGGUCACAGGGAAGGAGCCCACACGAAGAUUCUCCACCAUUGUAGUGGAAGAAGGACAUGAGGGUCUGACACAGUUUCUGAUGAAUGAGGUCAUAAAGCUGCAACAGCAGACAAAAGCCAAGGAGAUGCUACGGUGUGAUCUGCAGGCAAAAAUGAAACAGCUUGAGGAUGAGAAGAAACAGCUGAAACUAGUGAAUCAAGAACUACAUACCUUUCAGGAACGUUAUAACAAAAUGAAGGAGGAGAGAAACAACUACAAUGAUGAGCUUAUGAAAGUCAAAGAUGAUAAUUACAACUUAGCCAUGAGGUACGCACAGCUCAGUGAAGAGAAGAAUAUGGCAGUGAUGAGAAGCCGGGAUCUGCAACUUCAGAUCGAUCAGCUGAAGCACAGGUUAAAUAAGGUGGAAGAAGAAUGCAAAUUGGAACGCAAUCAAUCCCUCAAACUGAAAAAUGACAUUGAGCAAAGGCCGAGGAAGGAGCAGGUGCUGGAGUUAGAACGAGAGAAUGAAAUGUUAAAGACCAAAGUUCAGGAGCUGCAAUCAAUCAUUCAGGCUGGGAAGCGGAGUUUACCGGAUUCUGAAAAAGCAAUCCUUGACAUUUUGGAGCACGAUCGGCAGGAGGCUCUGGAAGACAGGCAAGAUCUUGUCAACAAAAUUUUCAACUUGCAGGAGGAGAACAGACAAGCAGAAGAGCUUAGAGAUAAGUAUUUGGAGGAGAAAGAGGAUUUGGAGUUGAAAUGUUCAACACUGGUUAAAGAUUGUGAAAUGUAUAAGCAUCGGAUGAACACUAUCAUGUUUCAGCUGGAGGAAGUGGAAAAAGAACGAGAUCAGGCAUUCCGAUCCCGAGAUGAAGCUCAGACACAGUUUUCACAAUGUCUGAUUGACAAAGAUAAAUAUCGCAAACAGAUCCGUGAACUAGAGGAGAAAAAUGAUGAGCUCCAAAUUCAGAUUGUCCGGAAAGAAGGGAAAAUCGUGGCCUUGGAAUCAAAACUUAGACGUAUGUCCAAGGACACCAUGUCUGCAGACCAGAGCCUGCCACGGAAUAUUCCAGUCACUGUUAUCUCUCAGACUUUGUGUCAUUCCUGUCAGAAGAGGAAUGGACAAGAGCAGGCGAGUUCAUCAACAUCAGAAGAAUCACCUGAAGACAAUGAAUUUUUUGUGCAGGAGCCACGACUGAGACGGAGACCAAACCUUAAAGUUUAUGGAAUUGGAAGGCCGAAAUCACCAUGCACAUUUCCCAGGCAACAAGAUUACCAAGCCUAUUUAGAUGAAGAUUUGUCAGAUGUCAGCAGCACUAGGAUGGAAACUCCUAACUCCAUUAAUGGCUGUGAUCCUCUGAGUACAAUGACCCUGAGACCCCGAUUCCCCAGUGUCAUGUCAACUACCCCUGAACCACCUUGCAAUGAUUCAAUUCUGCGAAGAACUAGAGAAGAAGACCGGGAGAUGCCACAUAGAAGUGCCCGUUUGAAGAAAUACAGUGUAACAGAGGAGGACAAUGAUAGUAUCUGCUGUUACACCUUUGAUGCCAUGCAGACGGAAACAGAUGAUGAAUAUCAGGACAGAAUCUCUCAUGGACCACCAUCCAUACAUUCAUCUUCAUCAUCACAUCAAUCUGAAGCUUUAGAUUCAUGUGAAUUAGACCAUAUGGACUCCAUAUUCAGAAAAUUCUCUUUGGAAAGACCUUUUCGUCCAUCUGUAACCUCUGCCACCCAGCUCAGUAACCCUUUGAAACAUAUGCUGCACACAACACUCAACGGGGACAACCUGGUUACCGAAGUCUGUCUCGUCGGUGGAAAUGAAAGAGGCCUUUUCAUUCAAUCAGUUCAGUCUGGUUCUGCUGCCGAGAAGGCAGGGCUGAAGGAAGGACACCAACUGAUUUUGCUAGAAGGAUGCAUCAGGGGAGAAGCUCAAAGUGUUCCCUUGGAAACAUCUACUAAAGAAGAAGCACAUUGGACAUUACAACGCUGCAAUGGACCAGUGACACUCCACUUUAAAGCAAACUUUGACAGUUACAAGAAACUACAAAAGGAUUUGGAAGAUGGUAUUAUUACAUCUGGGGAUUCCUUUUACGUUCGAACCAAUUUGAAUAUUUCUGGACAGUCAGACAGUUGUUCGAUGUGUGUGAAGUGCGACGAGAUUAUCCAUGUUUUAGACACUAUGUACCAGGGCAAAUGUGAAUGGCUCUGUGCUCGAGUCGAUCUAUUCACUGACAAAGACUUGGAGAAAGGCACAAUUCCCAGCUACUGCAGAGCUCAGCAGCUCCUCUUGGUGAAGAUUCAGAGAUUGAUGUACCGCAGCAACAGAGAUGAGACAGACAAUCAAUAUAGCACCCUCCGAGGAUUAUGGAACUUCUUACAACCCGAAGAACAGCCCUCUAUUGAUCCCAAAGCUCCCCGCCUCUCAAGAGCGAGCAUUUUCUUCGGUCAGAUUUUACAGUUUGUCAGUAGGUCUGACAACAAGUACAAGAGAAUGAACAGCAGUGAGCGUGUACGGAUUGUCACUGGCUCCCCAUCUGGACCAGCAAAAGCCUCUUUCGAAACUCUGAAAUUUUCCACUGAAAAACAGGAUGAUGUGGAUACAGAAAGUGACAUCAAGAGAGGUUUCACGUUUGUCCCAUACAGCCUAGUCCAUCCAUACCACAUCCAACAGAAGCGUCCUGUAUUGUUCUCCCCUACAUCACUAGCCAAAAUGCUCGUGCAAAAGUUGCUCAAUUCUGGAGAAGCUAUGGAGUUUGACAUAUGCAAAUCAGAUAUUUUAAACAAAGAAGACUAUUUGCAGAAACAGAAGUCAGAACCAAUUAUCUUCUCCAGAGAAAAACAUUUAAACACCUUUGAAUGUGUCAUGCCUGCUAACAUCAAAGCUGUAACUGCCAAGAAUAAACAUUGUUUACUAGAAGCUGGUCUGAGCUGUACAAGAGAUUUAAUUAAGAAAGACAUCUAUCCAAUUAUAAUCGUCAUUAGAGUCUGUGAGAAGAACAUCAAACGAUUCAGGAGAUUACCAGCAAAACCAGACAGUGGUGAGGAAGAGUUUCUGAAGAGCUGCCGUUCGAAUGAGAGUGAGCUUGAGUCUCUCCCCUGCUUGUAUACGACUGUGGAAACUGAUACAUGGGGCAACAUCAAGGAGCUUAUCAAAAUUAUCAAAGAGAAAAUCAUUGAGGAACAGAGAAAGACAGUCUGGAUCGACCAGGAUCAACUCUAGGAUUUCACGUACUGUAACCAGCAGGAUUUAAACCAAUGAUAAAUCCCCUGCCAUGCAUGAACUUGCAAACAGUAAGCCAGUCCUGCAGAGAGAUACUGAGAAUGCUUUUUAUGACCAAUGGAUGCUGAUUCUUACAUAGUGAGGUCGCUUUGUUUAAAAAUGUGCUGUCCUAAGCAUUCAUUUUUCAGUCAAACCAGUUUGCAUUUUUAAAGAAAAUGAAUGCCACAAUGAAAAUGCUUUCCUUGUUAUAGUGCCUUAACAAAGAAUACUUGAGAUAUGGAUGGAAGUGGCUGCAUCAUUAAUGAGGAAGAAUGCUACCUAGAGAGAAUUCUCUUUCUAAAUCCUUGCCGUGUAGCUUAUGCGAUUGCAUGCUCCAGUUUAAAGCCAAGCGCCUCCAAAAGACAAGAGGAGAGAAAUAAAAAAGUUUGAGCAAUAAGACCUUGGUACUCAGGUACUGCACACUCAUCCACUGUCUCAUCCAUCUAUGUUUCUAUUUAAAGACUUGAGGAAUUAUAUCAGAGCACAACGUUCUACUCUAAAGAUGAGUAGAGGAGAGCGGGGAGCUGUUUUGGUAACCUGACCCAUUUAUGCAUUUCUGUUAGAUCAAGGUUCCACGACCUCCAGGAAGAGAUUGUAUUCUGGAAUACCUUGACUUGCAAAUAUAAAACAACAUGGCAUUCAAAUGGGAUAUAUUCCUCUAUGUAUGAGUGUCAGAGCAAGACAUGUUUGUCUUUGUACAAACAUACAGGUUUACAAUUUAACUCUACAAAAUACAUGGAGGGAAUUUUCUGAGUGGUUUUUUUUAAAAUAAAAGAGGGGAACUAAAGAAGUCAAGGAAGGAAAGAUAUUUGAAAAGUUAUCAGUUAGAAUUUCCAUAUGGUCAAGUGGGGGAUAUCAACUAGGAGACAGUGAGGUCUGCAGAUGCUGG
Molecule: messenger RNA, 4523 nt
Organism: Hemiscyllium ocellatum (epaulette shark)
Lineage: Eukaryota; Metazoa; Chordata; Chondrichthyes; Orectolobiformes; Hemiscylliidae
Gene: card11
Product: caspase recruitment domain family, member 11
Exons: 25
Coding region: 68-3595 (1175 amino acids)
Biological process (GO): regulation of apoptotic process
Molecular function (GO): protein binding
Source: RefSeq, a predicted model, not a curated record